AUGUUGCCUACGUAGCACCCAUCCCUCGCCCAUUCAUGGGUCUCAAAACGUGCAACAGGUGUUUUACAGUUAUUUGUAACCUGAAACCACGUGUGUGCAGUUUUUGAAUUUGUAAGUUCAGCAAUGGCAUUGAAAAAUGCGCCUCGGGACGACUUUACUUCCGGUUUGACGCACGAAUGCGGCGUUUUUGGGGCUAUCGGCACAAGUGACUGGCCCAACACGAACUCUGAAAUCGCUCAGAUAAUCUGUAUCGGUUUGGAAGCCCUCCAGCAUCGGGGUCAAGAGUCAUGCGGUGUCGCAACAAGCGAAGGAAGCGAAGAUUUUCACAUCCACAAAGGCAUGGGCUUGGUCAAGAACGUCUUCAAUAACGACAAUAUCAGCAAACUGAAAGGCUCACUAGGGAUUGGGCACACGAGAUAUGCCACUAGGGCCGCUUCGGCUGCUAUCAAUUGCCAACCGUUUGUGGUGCACUCCAUGCACGGUUCCUUGGCCACGGCGCACAAUGGCGAGCUAGUAAACUGCUCUAGUUUGAGGAAAAAGGUUCUAGACCGGGGUGUGGGGCUUUCUACGCACUCCGACAGCGAAAUUAUAACACAAGCUCUGUGCUUAAUACCGCCAGAAGGCGAAGUCAAUGGUCCCGAUUGGCCCGCAAGGAUCCGUCAUUUCAUGCAAAUGGCCCCCUUGAGCUACUCGCUAGUCCUGAUGCUCAAGGACCGCAUUUACGCUGUUAGGGACCCGUACGGCAACCGGCCCUUGUGUCUCGGCAAAAUUUUGCCCCCUCAUUGCGACAGGAAUGACGAAAGCGUGCAGCCUGAGGGAUGGCUCGUUUCGUCCGAAUCGUGCGCCUUUUUGACCAUCACCAGAUACGUUCGGGAGGUUUUACCGGGGGAAAUCGUCGAAAUGACACACCAGGGUGUGCGAACGGUUGAUAUAGUAGCUCGACCGGCUAACAAACAACUAGCUUUUUGCAUUUUCGAAUAUGUUUAUUUCGCGAGGCCCAAUAGUAUUUUUGAGGGGCAAGAGGUGUACACUGUGCGGUCGCACUGUGGCAGGCAAUUGGCCAUUGAACAUCCGGUUGAAGCGGACAUUGUGGGGUCUGUGCCCGAAUCGGGGAAUGCGGCCGCUUUUGGCUACUCCAAGGAGUCGAAUAUCCCGAUGGGGGAGCUUUUGACAAAAAAUACGUACGUUGGCAGGACGUUCAUCCAACCGAACAAUCGGCUUCGCCAGCUGAACGUCGCCUUGAAGUUUAGCCCCAUAUCGACGAAUGUAAAAGGCAAAAGAAUUAUUCUUAUUGACGAUUCGAUUGUAAGAGGCAAUACUAUUGGUCCUAUCAUAAAAUUGUUACGUCGCGUGGGGGCUAAAGAGGUGCAUAUUAGAGUGGCAAGUCCGCCUUUGAAGUACCCCUGCUUCAUGGGAAUUAAUAUUCCGACUAGAGAAGAGUUGAUUGCUAAUGAUUUAGAUUCGAGAAGUCUUGCUGAUAAAGUUGGAGCCGAUAGUUUGGAAUAUUUGAGUGUGGAAGGGCUUGUUAAGGCGGUACACAGAAAUAUUGAAAAGGGGGCUGAGAAGGGGCACUGCACCGCUUGCUUGACUGGCGAAUACCCAGAAGAAAUCCCCUAUGAAUUACAGUGGUAAUCUCAAGGAAAAAUAUUAUUGUAAUAUGAUGUAACAUUCCAUUAUUUUUUUGGACAUGACAAGUAGUAGCAAUAGGAUGUGAUACAAAUUGCAAUCACAGGUGAUACAAAAUCAGUAUUUUGUAUUAUAAGAAUAAAUAAACAAACAUUUUGAUUGAA
Molecule: messenger RNA, 1790 nt
Organism: Tribolium castaneum (red flour beetle)
Lineage: Eukaryota; Metazoa; Arthropoda; Insecta; Coleoptera; Tenebrionidae
Product: amidophosphoribosyltransferase
Exons: 5
Coding region: 124-1632 (502 amino acids)
Biological process (GO): purine nucleotide biosynthetic process; purine nucleobase biosynthetic process
Molecular function (GO): amidophosphoribosyltransferase activity
Source: RefSeq, a predicted model, not a curated record